UUUUUUUUGUUUGUUUGUUUGCUUGUUUGUUUUUUGGGUUUUUUUUGUGGUGGUGGUGGGGGGACGGGGACCGACCGUCACUCGGGCGCCCCCGCCUCGCAGGACUCCCCCUCGCCUAUGGCCAGCGGCAGCCCCGCCAGGAUGUCCAGCGCCGCCGGGCAGCCGCCCUUCCUGCAGCCGGCGUGCUUCUUCGCCGCGGCGGUGGCCGCCGCCGCCGCCCCUCCGGGGCCGCCCCCGGGAGCGCCACCGCCGCAGCUCAGCCCGGCGGGCGGACAGCCCUCCCCGGGCGGCAAGCCCUCGGCGCCGCGGGCGGCCAAGCGGCAGCGCUCGGCCUCGCCGGAGCUGAUGCGCUGCAAGAGGAGGCUCAACUUCAGCGGCUUCGGGUACAGCCUGCCGCAGCAGCAGCCGGCCGCCGUGGCGCGGCGCAACGAGCGGGAGCGCAACCGGGUGAAGCUGGUGAACCUGGGCUUCGCCACGCUGCGGGAGCACGUCCCCAACGGCGCUGCCAACAAGAAGAUGAGCAAGGUGGAGACGCUCCGCUCCGCCGUCGAGUACAUCCGCGCCCUGCAGCAGCUGCUCGACGAGCAUGACGCCGUCAGCGCCGCCUUCCAGGCAGGCGUCCUCUCGCCCACCAUCUCGCCCAGCUACUCCCACGACAUGAACUCCAUGGCGGGCUCCCCCGUCUCCUCCUACUCCUCCGACGAGGGCUCCUACGACCCGCUCAGCCCCGAGGAGCAGGAGCUUCUCGACUUCACAAGCUGGUUCUGAAGGCCGGCCGCCCUCCCGGCAGGACAGUUGCAAAAGGGAAAAGAAACAAACAAACAAAAACCAAAAAAAAAAAAACCACCCCCACAAAAACAGGUCACACACAGAGAGACAAAAAUCCACG
Poecile atricapillus (Black-capped chickadee) is the source of this 889-nucleotide messenger RNA. RefSeq names its product achaete-scute homolog 1-like. Gene Ontology annotation, cellular component: RNA polymerase II transcription regulator complex. NCBI's taxonomy places the organism in Eukaryota, Metazoa, Chordata, Aves, Passeriformes, Paridae. Gene Ontology annotation, molecular function: protein dimerization activity; DNA-binding transcription factor activity, RNA polymerase II-specific; RNA polymerase II transcription regulatory region sequence-specific DNA binding. Gene Ontology annotation, biological process: positive regulation of transcription by RNA polymerase II; neuron differentiation; regulation of neurogenesis. The transcript is spliced from 2 exons. The record is from RefSeq and is a predicted model, not a curated record. Bases 118 to 768 code for a protein of 216 amino acids.